AUGGUGCUGCUCUCGGAGUCCUCGUCGUCAGAAAUAAGCUCUCUUUCGUCCGACUCGCCAGAGCCAGAGAACGACUACGACUCGCCCGUCCCCGAUGAGCCCGCGCUGCCGCCGUCGAAGCGUCAGAAGCUGGGAGACGAUUCGCGCGCCUCGUCCUCCGUCCACGUCGAGCCCGAGCACGCCGAGGCCGAGCCCGAACUAGAAGGCGAGAUCUCCACAGACACCGAGGGCGAUGUGCCCAACUCGCCCAUCAACGCCAAGCUCGACGAGGAGGAGGCGCAGGAGCAGGUGACGGUUUGCGCCUGGGAUGGCUGCGACGCCGGCGACCAGGGCAACAUGGACAACCUCGUCGAGCACAUCCACAACGACCACAUCGAGAGUCGCCAGAAGCGGUACACGUGCGAAUGGAUCGGAUGUCCUAGGAAAAGCAUGCCGCAUGCCAGCGGUUAUGCGCUCAAGGCACACAUGCGCAGCCACACUCGCGAGAAGCCCUUCUACUGCUAUCUGCCCGAAUGCGACCGAGCGUUUACGAGAUCCGAUGCCCUCGCCAAACACAUGCGAACGGUCCACGAGACCGAGGCCCUGCGCCCGAGCGACCCCGUGCCCAAGUCGAUGCAGCAGUCCCACGUGGGCAACGGCAAGGGAAGCAAGCUCAAGAUCGUCCUCAAGACGCCCCAAUCCCACUCGGCCGGUAACGACUCGUCCUUUGACGACGGCGGCGACAGCGAGGACAUCGGCUCGGACUUCUUCACGGCGUUGACGGAACAGCAAGGCUUCACGAGCAAGGAGCUGCAGAUGGACAUGGAGUCGCUCUGGCGGCUGUGCGUGGCCAACGUCAAGUGGGCCAGCGAGGAGGGCGCCGUCCUGCGCGAGCAGUGCAAAGACCUGGAAGAGCUGUACCGGCAAGAGUGGCUCGAGAAGGAGGUCCUCCUCACCCAGGUGGAGAAGGUCGAGGUCGACUGGUGGCAGCGCCGGCACGCUGUGCUCAGCGGUGCCGCCGACAUCCAGGUGGGCAGCGCCAUCAAGUCCAAGGACGCCGCGGGCGAUCCCGAGGAGACGGACCAGGAGGGCGAAGAGGCCGUCGAAGAGGUGGUUGUGAGCAAGGGAAAGGAGAUUUCGGUUGCCUCGGACUAG
Messenger RNA from Neoarthrinium moseri, 1134 nucleotides. RefSeq lists its product as uncharacterized. NCBI's taxonomy places the organism in Eukaryota, Fungi, Ascomycota, Sordariomycetes, Amphisphaeriales, Apiosporaceae. Gene Ontology annotation, molecular function: DNA-binding transcription factor activity, RNA polymerase II-specific; RNA polymerase II cis-regulatory region sequence-specific DNA binding. The record is from RefSeq and is a predicted model, not a curated record. Gene Ontology annotation, cellular component: nucleus. Bases 1 to 1134 code for a protein of 377 amino acids. Gene Ontology annotation, biological process: regulation of transcription by RNA polymerase II. The transcript is spliced from 2 exons.